Molecule: messenger RNA, 1549 nt
Organism: Podarcis lilfordi (Lilford's wall lizard)
Lineage: Eukaryota; Metazoa; Chordata; Lepidosauria; Squamata; Lacertidae
Source: the annotation of a GenBank genome assembly
AUGCUCACCAUCCGAGGACCCCCUGGGAUUUCUGCGUGUCAGCCUUGCUGGAAACCACAACGCCCAUCAGGCACUGCUGCUGCUGCGCUGAAUGAAGGUACAGAAACAAGGACUAGGCAAGGAACGCGCCCUUGCGCGCGUCUUGGGGAACUGGGGGGUGGGGGAGAGGAGGGAGCAGCCCGCGCGCGCACCUCGAUCCCAGGCUUUUGGCGCGAGCCUCUCGCCACACUUGUCGGUCCCUGCGGUAGGUGCGAGGAUCAGGAUGGGCUUCCUUUCCUCCCUGCCGCCAGGAUGAGUCAUCUUCGGAGAUUCCCUUUCGCAGGUUCUGCUCGGCAGCGCGACGCCUCCCGGGAGAGAGAGCGAGAAAAAUAUCCCGCGCCGCUUGGAGAAUUAGGAGGAGGAGGAAGCGCGCUUACCAUUGCAAUUAUGGCGAUUCAAGAGGUGAAGUUGUUUCUCUCUGUGUGUUUACACAUGUGGUGAGAGAGAAUCAUAACACUGUACAGUUGGAAGAGACCCCGAGGAUCAUCUAGUCCAACCCCCUGCAAGGCAGGAAUCUCAACUAAAGAAUCCAGGACAGAUAGUCAUCCAACCUCUUCUUAAAAACCACCAGCUCCCGAGAGAGUCUAUUCCACUGUCAAACAGCUCUCUCAGAAAGUUCUUCCCGAUGUUUAGUUGGAAUCUCUUUUCUUGUAACUUGACGCCAUUGGAUUGAGUCCUAUCCUCCAGAGCAGGAGAAAACAAGUUUUCUCCGUCUUCCAUGUGACAUUUGAAGAUAUUUGAAGAUGGCAAUCAUCAGGGGUGUCUUACCCAUAGAGGCUAGUGGCACGGGGUGCCAAGUUCUGGAGGGCGCCAGGGAAGAGGCAGAGGCUGGACGCGGCGCCUCCCGGCAUCAGCUCGCCACCCUCGCCAUGCCACGCUGAAGCAGCGCCGCGCCCAGAGCCUCUGUCUGCCAUGGCCACCACGGCACAAAGUGGCCAGCUGAGCUGGGAGGUGCUGCGUCCAGCCUCUACCUUUUCCCCGCUGGAGGAGCCACCCUCCAGCUCCUGCCCUCCUCCUCUAGCCCCGCUGGCAGCGCUGUCCUCUCUAAAAAACCUCUGGGAAACCAGAGGGGGCACCGGAGGGAGCUUUGCACCACGGCGCUGGAUAUGCUUAAGAUGGCCCUGGCGAUCAUAUCUCCCCUUAAGUCUCCUCUUUUCCAAGCAAAAUAUACCCAGCUCCUUCUACCGUUCCUCUUAAGGCUUGGUUUCCAGACCCUCGAUCAUCUUGGUCGUCAUCCUCUGCACACAUUCAAGCUUGUCAAUAGCCUUCUUAAAAUGUGGCACCCAAAACUGGACACAGGACUCCAGGUGUGGUCUGACCAAAGCUGAAUAGCAAACUAACUAAAUGAAUUUCAAUAGAAGGUCAUAUUGAAUCCUGACUCUGCUUUCUCCAUACACUUGAUCUUUCACAGGGCAUGAAGAAGAAGAAGAAGAAGAAGAAGAAGAAGAAGAAGAAGAAGAAGAAGAAGAAUUGGUGUUGGGGGAAACAGAGGUUGCUGCACGAAAUAUAG